AUGGAUACCACAAAAGCCAACACCCCGCGGCGCCGCUCUAGUCGGAGUCGUCCGAAGGUUUACUUUGCCAACGCAGAAAGGCCCUCGAGACUGAAAACCGAGAUGGUUCCAGAAGGGGCUUGGGCCAACCCUUCGGGCCAGCGCCCGCCCAUAAUCACCGAUGCUGCUCCCGCGACUUGCAUGUACUGCGACAAGGCCUGCGAUCCCGAAACGGAGCUCAGAUGCUCGUGCGGUGCAGGACCAUACUGCCGAGAAGUUUGUCAGAAGGAUAACGCGCAUAGCCACAACAUCUUUUGCAGCGCAGAGGCCAGUUCCGCAGCUUCCGGUUUUGCCCCGACAAGUGAUGCUCGUUUAGCCUUGUUCUUCUCAGACGGCAACCUGGACCUUGCCGACGAAAAGCCGCCCGAUUUCGACCCGGGAUCGCCCCCUGUAAGGAGGAAGAUCAACAUCACACACUGGCUGCGUUUCCGAGACGGCAUUCCGGUCCUGCCCCACAGGUUCAUGGCAGGCAGCGGCCUACGCUCGACCGAAGUCAACAGCGGAGACACCGCAAAGACACGCCACUACCUUCGUAUCCUGCAUUACGGCUGGAUUCGCAGAUUCCGCCAUAAGAACCUCAAGUUGAACCGCGAGCUCCUCCUCCUCUGGACUGAAGGCAUGGGCUGGCCAUACGAACUUGUAAAGCAAUUUGCGGACGAUCAAAAGCGGGAGAAGGCUGCCACCGCCUUGGGAAUCAAACAUGAGCCCGCUGACUGGGGAUUGGAGGACUACCAGGCCAUUGAAGACCUGAUGACACAUUGCAUUCGAUAUAUUUCCAGCCUCCGGGAGCUUAUGCUGCGCCUCGGUCUUCUUUCCAUCAACCGGACCGAACCUCUGUUCACGAAGGUAUGGAUUCCAUCCACACCGUCAACUCUCCAACUCGAAUGGCCUUGUGUAUUCCCCCGAUACCUUGGCUUGCCGUGGACGGCCAGGCCAGAUCUGGCGUCGCAAAACUACACCAUUCGCAAUGACAGGACCCUGCACAACCAUCAUGGCAAAUGGCUUGCAGCUCAUUGGCUCGAUGACCCACGAAUGCCCGGCCGCCAAAUGCUCGACCUAGAGUGCUACAAUAUGGGGCACUGCGCGGUAUACUCCGAGGACGAGCACCUGUCCCUGCAUCCGAUUUGGAUGUUCUUCGUCCGAGUUUUCGUCAACGAGACCAUCUUAGGCAUGGCACAAGACAAAAAGCCUCACCGGAAAUACGUGCAUUAUCCGGUUGGCGACAAGAACAUCGACGAGCAGACUGAAGUAAUCUUCAACGAGCUCAUUUUGAGGACGCCGGCCAAGAACAAAACGAAUGGAGUCAUCGGCUUCGAGAUCAAUGCCGCAGACCUCCAAGUGGCCUUGACGCUGCAGGCGUUCUUGCUCUCAUGUGAGGUCACUUACUUUGAGCGCUACCGCAAGCAGUUUACCUGGUCCCCCGAGGAGCAAGCCGCGCUGAAUUCCACGUUGCUCUCGCUCAUGGCCUAUGCCGACACAAAACGGGCAUCGGAAGUGAGAGCAAAAGUCCUGGCCCGACCGAACUGGCACCAGAGAAUCUACAGGCACAUGCCAGCGGGAGGGGAGGUGGACUUGCUUGAUGUUUGA
This is a messenger RNA of Thyridium curvatum, 1626 nucleotides long. RefSeq lists its product as uncharacterized. The transcript has 2 exons. The record is from RefSeq and is a predicted model, not a curated record. NCBI's taxonomy places the organism in Eukaryota, Fungi, Ascomycota, Sordariomycetes, Thyridiales, Thyridiaceae. The coding region runs from base 1 to 1626 and encodes 541 amino acids.